Messenger RNA from Empidonax traillii (willow flycatcher), 1415 nucleotides. It is a transcript of the gene PRPF4, whose product is annotated as pre-mRNA processing factor 4. Gene Ontology annotation, biological process: mRNA splicing, via spliceosome. NCBI's taxonomy places the organism in Eukaryota, Metazoa, Chordata, Aves, Passeriformes, Tyrannidae. Bases 81 to 1415 code for a protein of 444 amino acids. Gene Ontology annotation, cellular component: U4/U6 x U5 tri-snRNP complex. The record is from RefSeq and is a predicted model, not a curated record. The transcript is spliced from 12 exons. Gene Ontology annotation, molecular function: U6 snRNA binding; protein binding; U4 snRNA binding.
CCGAGCGCGUCCCGUCCCAUUCCCAUCCCAUUCCCGUUCUUUUCCCGUUUCCCGCUGCUGUUCCCGGUCCCGUUCCCGCCAUGGCCGCCGCACGGGCACCGGCGGCGCGCGCCGGGGCCCGGCCCCCCGAGCCUCCCAAGGCCAAGCCCGCCGAGGAGAGCGAUGCCCCCCCUGCCAAGAGAGCCCCGAUCUUCUAUGGGAGCCUGGAGGAGAAGGAGAGGGAGAGACUGGCCAAGGGGGAGACCGGGCUGCUGGGCAAGGAGGGCAUGAAGGCUGCCCUGGAGGCUGGGAACAUCAACAUCAGCAGUGGGGAGGUGUUUGACCUGGAGGACCACCUGAGCGAGCGGCAGGCCGAGGUGCUGGCGGAGUUCGAGCGGCGGAAGCGCGCGCGGCAGAUCAACGUGUCCACGGACGACGCCGAGGUCAAGGCCUGCCUGAGGGCCCUGGGAGAGCCCAUCACCCUCUUUGGAGAGGGGCCUGCAGAGCGCAGGGAGAGGUUGAGAAACAUCCUCUCAGUGGUUGGCACAGACGCGUUAAAGAAGACCAGGAAGGAUGAUGACAGGUCAAAAAAGUCCAAAGAAGAGUAUCAGCAAACCUGGUACCACGAGGGCCCACGGAGCCUGAAAACAGCCAGGCUGUGGCUGGCAAACUACUCCCUGCCCAGGGCAGCGAAGCGGCUGGAGGAGGCCCGGCUGCUCAAGGAGAUCCCCGAGGCCACCAGGACAUCCCAGAGGCAGGAGCUGCACAAAUCCCUGCGGUCCCUCAAUAACUUCUGCAGCCAGAUCGGGGACGAUCGCCCGCUGUCCUACUGCCACUUCAGCCCCAACUCCAAGCUCCUGGCCACGGCCUGCUGGAGUGGGCUGUGCAAGCUCUGGUCUGUGCCCGACUGCAACCUGGUUCACACCUUGCGAGGACACAGCACCAACGUGGGAGCAGUUGUGUUCCACCCCAAAGCCACCGUGUCCCUGGACAAGAAGGACGUCAGCCUGGCCUCGUGUGCUGCUGAUGGCUCUGUCAAACUCUGGAACCUGGAAAGUGAUGAGCCCAUGGCAGACAUCGAAGGACACAGCAUGAGAGUGGCCCGUGUGAUGUGGCACCCGUCGGGGAGGUUCCUGGGCACCACCUGCUACGACCACUCGUGGCGCCUGUGGGACCUGGAGGCCCAGGAGGAGAUCCUGCACCAGGAGGGGCACAGCAAGGGGGUCUAUGACAUCGCCUUCCACACCGACGGCUCCCUCGCCGGCACCGGGUGGGUUGGCCUGGCACUGGGGCUGGCUGGGACGUGUUCCCAAGGGCACCACAGGGCCAGCUCUUGGUGCCUCCCUGGGAAAAUACCACGGGACGAGAGGCCAGCAAGUAACACAGAAGAAUAUUUAAUCACAGGCUCCUCUGGUCCAAGCCUGGACACCAGCUAA